Hydatigera taeniaeformis is the source of this 360-nucleotide messenger RNA. NCBI's taxonomy places the organism in Eukaryota, Metazoa, Platyhelminthes, Cestoda, Cyclophyllidea, Taeniidae. The record is from the annotation of a GenBank genome assembly.
AUGUUGGCCGUGUGCAAAGAUUACGUGCUCACGUCGGGGAAGGACAGCGUGGUAAAACUGUGGGAGCUGUCGACAAGUCGUUGUCUCAUCAGCUACACUGGUGCCGGAACUUUAGGACUGCAUACUCAUCGCUCCAACGCAGUGUUCAAUCACACCGAGGAUUAUGUCCUUUUCCCGGAUGAGGUGACAAAAAGUCUGUGCUGUUGGGACUCUCGCAAUGCCGAUCGUCAGCGUCUACUGCCACUGAGUCACAACGGUCCAAUUCGGUGUUUUGUGCAUUCACCAACCACAGCGGCCUUCCUCUCCUGCAGUGAUGACAAUCGCGCACGAUUCUGGUACAAACGACCCAUAUCUGAUUAG